Messenger RNA from Impatiens glandulifera, 1593 nucleotides. RefSeq names its product protein SHORT-ROOT-like. Gene Ontology annotation, cellular component: nucleus. Gene Ontology annotation, molecular function: DNA-binding transcription factor activity; sequence-specific DNA binding. Gene Ontology annotation, biological process: regulation of DNA-templated transcription. The record is from RefSeq and is a predicted model, not a curated record. Bases 52 to 1377 code for a protein of 441 amino acids. NCBI's taxonomy places the organism in Eukaryota, Viridiplantae, Streptophyta, Magnoliopsida, Ericales, Balsaminaceae. The transcript has a single exon.
AAAUGAAAAUGAGUUUUAAGCCUUCAAAGAGAACUCCAUCUACAUGACAAAAUGGAGAGAACUCUCUUUUCUCCAAAAGGGUCAUCAAAUUCUCAACAUGAUCACUUCCAAAUAUCCUACAUCAAUGGUAGUGGCCAUCAUCUUAACAUUGAUAAACAAAACAUCAAUACCCAACUAGCCCAAUCUAGCCACACCUCAACUAGUCACUCUUCCGAUUCCGACCAUUCAACCCGUGGAGAUGGGAAGUGGGCAUCUAGGCUCUUGAUGGAGUGUGCCACGGCCAUAUCCGAAAAGGACUCCGGCAAGAUCCAUCGCCUCUUGUGGAUGUUAAACGAACUCACUUCCCCUUAUGGAGAUUGCGAUCAAAAACUUGCGGCGUACUUCAUGCAAGCCCUCUUUUGUAAGGUCACCGAAUCGGGCAAUAAGUGUUACAAAACCCUAACGUCGGUUGCUGAGAAGAGUCAUUCGUUUGAUUCGGCUAGGAAGUUGAUACUUAAGUUCCAAGAGGUAAGUCCUUGGACAACUUUUGCUCAUGUAGCAUUAAAUGGAGCAAUAUUGGAAGCUUUAGAUGGUGAGAGUAAGCUUCAUAUAAUUGAUAUAAGCAACACUUUUUGCACUCAAUGGCCUACCCUUCUAGAAGCUUUAGCCACAAGAAACGAUGACACGCCCCAUCUUAGGCUCACCGUCGUGGCAACGGCUAACAUGGUUAGAUCGGUCAUGAAGGAUAUAUCCCAAAGGAUGGAGAAGUUUGCUAGGCUCAUGGGAGUUCCCUUUGAGUUCAAUGUAAUAAGUGGGAUAAAUCACUUGGGAGAGCUUACCAAAGAAGGACUAGGCAUACGUGAGGACGAAGCAAUCGCGGUGAACUUCAUAGGAGCCUUAAGAAGAACCGAGGUAGAAGAACGAGAAUCCAUGUUUCGAAUGAUACAUUCGCUUAACCCUAGAGUUGUAACGGUUAUGGAAGAAGAAGCCGACUUCUCUAGCACGAGAGAAGAUUUCGUGAAAUGCUUUGAAGAGUGCCUUAGGUUCUAUACGUUAUACUUCGAGAUGCUAGAGGAGAGUUUUCCCAUUGCAAGUAACGAAAGGUUGAUGUUGGAAAGGGAGUGUUCGAGAAGCAUCCUUAAGGUUUUGGCAUGCGAAGAUAACAAAGGAGGAGAUUGUGAAAGAAGAGAAAGAGGGAGUCAAUGGUCGAAGAGACUCAAAGAGACAUUUUCUCCGGUGACAUUUAGCGACGAUUCACUCGAUGAUGUGAAGGCACUUCUAAAGAGAUAUCGGAUCGGUUGGACCCUAAUGCUACCGCAAGAGGCGGAUUCCACACCCGGGAUCUACUUGACUUGGAAAGAGGAACCGGUUAUAUGGGCAUCAGCUUGGAAACCCUAGAAAGGAUCAUGUUGAAGCUUCUAUAACCUUAUCUUCUUUUCUCUAUCUCUUGCAUACAAUAUUAUUAUUAUUAUUAUCCUAAAUGGUAAAGAUUAUGCUUUAUGUUUGGGAGUUUGUGCAGCUGCUUAUGCUUUGCUUUUCAUGAUUCCUUACUCUCUUGUUUGAAAGUGCUUGAUAUUGUGCUUCUUUCUACAAAUUCUAUCGGAUCUUAGUUCU